Molecule: messenger RNA, 6290 nt
Organism: Sinocyclocheilus rhinocerous
Lineage: Eukaryota; Metazoa; Chordata; Actinopteri; Cypriniformes; Cyprinidae
Gene: casz1
Product: castor zinc finger 1
Exons: 18
Biological process (GO): regulation of neuron differentiation; positive regulation of transcription by RNA polymerase II
Cellular component (GO): nucleus
Molecular function (GO): RNA polymerase II transcription regulatory region sequence-specific DNA binding; DNA-binding transcription factor activity, RNA polymerase II-specific
Source: RefSeq, a predicted model, not a curated record
GAGGAGAAGGGUAGAGUGAGAGAGGGCGAGUGCAGCCCAGCCGUAAAGGCGCACAGGGAGAGAAGAGAAAAAUGCCUUGCUUUGUGGAGAGAAUUCCUCCAAAGCAGCAGGGAGAGGUGAGACAGAGAGAGGAGGGCUGUCUCCUGCCAGCUGAGAGGAGUUUAUGCACUGAAAAGACCUCAGGAAAAUCCACAAUGGCCGCCAAAAGGAAAGGUGGCCUAAAACUGAAUGCGAUCUGUGCCAAGCUUAGCAAGCAGGUGGUGUACGACGGCAGUUCCCAGAAUGCCGAGGGAGACUCAGAUCUAGUGGACAACAGCGAGCGGGGCAGCUUGCACUACGAUGAGGGCGACAGGCCUGAAAGCGACUUCCCAGAGGGCCUGACCCUGGGCCAGAGCCUUGAGGAGGACCAGAAACGGCGCGAGGCCAUUGAGAAGUGGGUGAACGGCGAGUACGCCGACGAUCCACAGUCCUUAGACGGGGGCGAGCACAGGGGACUCAAACCCAACAAUGGAGACGAUUGUCCCCCUGAAAGCGUUUAUAUGGUACAGCCCAAAGGCUGCAGCGAUGAAGAAGACAACGCAGAAGAAGCCGACACCAUGCCAGGCUCCCACGAGGGCAGUUAUCAUGAGGACAGGGACUCAGAGGGCAGCCCGCACAAGGAUGACAGCUACCAGCCCACCACUGAAGCCCCCCCUCGCCAAGCCCCCUUCUCCUCACCAGGAGAGGCCUCCACACUACGUGAUUACGCCGCCAACACCAUGAAUGAGUUCUUACACAUGUUCGGCUAUGAUGACCAGCAGGGUCGAGAUGAGCUGGCCAGGAAGAUCAGCUUUGAAAAACUGAAAGCAGCUACCUCAGAUCCCUCCUCCCUGAGCAGCGAGGAGGCCAACCGUCGAGCUCGCUUCUCCAAGUAUGAAGAGUACAUCCGCAAGCUAAAGGCUGGGGAGACCCUGGCCUGGCCUAUGCACACCAAGCCCGAAGAGCUCAAUUCCAAAAUGGAGAAGAGCACUGCCCUCAUCCAGCCGGCCCUCGCAGGGUCAGAGGGUCAGAUAUUUCAACCCGGAAUGGACCACAAACAAAGCUCGCUCAACCCAGCCCCAACCAACCCGUCACACAUCCAGAACCUGGCCUCCCGCGCCUCCAAGUACGAUUACUUCAUCCAGAAGCUGAAGAUGGGUGAGAGUCUCAGACAGCAGAACGGCAAUUCCUAUAAGCGACCCUCCAAGUACGACUUGGAGAAUGUCAAGUUCCUGCACCUCUUUAAACCCGGUGAGGGCAACCCUGACAUGGGCGGCGCCAUCGCUUUUAAGACCGGCAAGGUCGGCAGGCCGUCAAAGUACGAUAUACGAAACAUCCAGAAGCUCAUUCCUGGGAAGGUUGAUCCUCCGAUGAUGCAGAGCGUUCUCCCAGCUACGGCAGGAACCCCAGGAACACCAGUCAUCAAUACAGCUGCUCCCGUGGGGGUCGUGGGACCUCCCGGGUUGCCUGUAGACCAGGCGGGCCACCUCGGCUUUAACACUGACCACAUGAAGUCCAACUUCUCCAAGACUGACUCCAUCACUACUGGAACCGUCUCCUCAGUCAAGUAAGGCAAUCUCUGAAAAUUAAUGCUCGGCCAAAACGCUAACAAUGACACAAAUAUGGUAUUUCUGUCUGAUUGUAGGUUCUCUGGGAGCCAACACUGUGGCCAUGUGCACUGUGCUUACCAGUACAGAGAGCAUUAUCACUGCAUGGACCCCGAAUGUAACUAUCAGAGAUUCACCAGUAAGCAGGAUGUGAUAAGGCAUUAUAACAUGCAUAAGAAGCGGGACAACUCCCUGCAGCAUGGAUUCAUGCGUUUCAGCCCUUUGGAUGACUGCAGUGUGUACUACCACGGCUGCCAUCUCAAUGGCAAGAGUACCCACUACCACUGCAUGCAGGUGGGCUGCAACAAGGUGUACACAAGCACUUCUGAUGUCAUGACUCAUGAGAACUUCCAUAAGAAAAAUGCACAGCUGAUCAACGAUGGCUUCCAGAGGUUCCGGGCCACUGAGGAUUGUGGGACGUUUGGGUGCCAGUUCUACGGGCAGAAGACCACCCACUUCCACUGCAGACGCCCAGGCUGUACCUUCACCUUCAAGAACAAGUGUGACAUCGAGAAGCACAAAAGCUAUCACAUCAAAGACGACGCUUACGCCAAGGACGGCUUUAAGAAGUUUUACAAAUACGAGGAGUGCAAGUACGAAGGCUGCGUCUACAGCAAGGCCACCAACCAUUUCCACUGCAUACGCCAAGGCUGCGGCUUCACCUUUACCUCCACCAGCCAGAUGACCUCACAUAAGCGCAAGCACGAGCGCCGCCACAUUCGCUCCUCGGGCGUGCUGGGCCUCACUUCCUCCUUCCUGUUGCCCAAAGAGGAGCUGGAAGAGUCCAGCAAUGAUGACCUCAUGGACUACUCAGCCAUUAGCAGCAAGAACUCCAGCUUAAGUGCUUCUCCAACAACCCAGCAGUCCUCUACCGUACAGCACAUGCUGUCCACUCCCACCACCACCAUGUCCUCCAGCCACAGCAUCAAGCCUACCACCGCUCUGCCUCCAGCCAGCCGUAUUUCAACCCUACUGUCCCAGGCUCUGCCCAGCAACGUGCCCAUGGCCCUAGCACUUUCCAACAGCGCACUGGCAGGUGUUUCCAACCCCUUCUUCCCCCUCAUUCCCAGAAUGCCCAUCUGUCCCUCUACCGCCGGUCUGAUCUCUGCCGCCACCUCCAGAGGUCACUCCAUGCCCAGCGAUUCUCUACCCCUGACCUCCACCCCGACUGGGGACCCAGCCGCUGCUACUGUAGCAUCCACACCGACUUCUUUUGCUGCAUCAUCCAUUAUGGAGAAGAUGUCGGCCAGCAAGGGUCUAAUAUCGCCCAUGAUGGCCCGACUGGCAGCCGCUGCCCUGAAGCCCUCCAGUAACCCGGAUGCAGGGAUGGGCCAGCUGGCUCAAGCAGGCCGGUUUAAUGCGGUCGUGGUGAAGCAGGAGCCAGUGGACGGCGCUUCCGCGGCCUCCCAGGAGUCCAUUCAGGAGCACAGCCUGGACCUGAGCAAGAAAGACCACAGCGCUGAAUCAAACGGACACCAUGCGCCAGGAAAUACAUAUCUUUUAUCCUCACUUAUGAAUAAGAUGAAUCCUGGUUUCUUCAGUGCUUUGGAUCUGAAGUCAGAGCUGGAGGGAGCUCAGGCGGCAGACGGCUCAGACGCAGCUCAGUAUCUCAGUAGGGUAAUGAAGAGGUCAAACCCAGAGAAACACAAUGAGCAGUGGAGGACCUACCUGUGCAGGUAUGACACUGACGAUUUCUGUGAAGCCCAGUGUGAUUUCUUGCACAAGAUACAUUUUCAUUGCCUAGUGGAAGAUUGUGGGGCGCUUUUCAGCACGGUGGACGGAGCCAUCAAACACGCCAACUUCCACUUCAGAGCCAACCUGAAGGUUAAAUCGGAGCCCCCUUUCAACGAGAGCAAGGAAUCCAAUGAUAGCGCCCCUAAUCAAAUGGCUGCCCCCAUUUCCAUGGCCAAGACGCCUCCUAUGGAGGUGCCCAGCCUGGCUGUGUCAGGGGGCUACAGCUCUUCCCCUUCUCUCCAAGCCUGGAAGCAGCUGGCCGGAUCGAUCCCCCAACUUCCCGCCUCCAUGCCCAGUAUGCCAGCCACUUCCCCUCUGGCCACCACCUCGCUGGAAAACGCCAGGCCUCAGGUCAAGCCUGGCUUCCUGCAGUUUCAGGAGAAUGAUCCUUGUCUGGCCACAGACUGCAAAUACUCGAAUAAGUUCCACUUCCACUGUCUGUUUGGAAAUUGCAAAUAUGUGUGUAAGACAUCCGGGAAGGCUGAAUCACAUUGCCUGGACCACAUUAACCCCAACAACAACCUGCUGAAUGUGCGAGACCAGUUCUCCUACUAUUCUAUGCAGUGUCUUUGUCCUAACCAGCACUGUGAGUUUCGCAUGAGGGGCCAUUAUCAUUGUCUGAGACCCGGCUGUUUCUUCGUCACCAACAUCACCACCAAACUUCCCUGGCACGUCAAGAAGCACGAGAAAGCUGAAAGACGUGCCAUUAACGGCUUCAAAUACUUCACCAAGAGAGAAGAAUGUGGCAGACUAGGGUGCAAAUACAACCAAGUUAACAGCCACUUCCAUUGUAUCCGUGAGGGCUGUCAGUUCUCCUUCCUGCUCAAGCACCAGAUGACCUCCCAUGCCCGCAAACACAUGAGGAGGAUGCUGGGUAAAAACUUCGACAGAGUUCCUUCCCAGAUGGUCUCUCAUGGCAACCGACCUGAAGAGAUGCAGCACAUGGCCAGUCUAGCUUCGUCCGGUGUGGUAGGCAGCCACCCUAGUUUGACCCCCAACUUCUCCAGCAUGAUGGAGGAAAAUGAUGACUAUAUGGACUACACCGGUGGAGGAAGCCCACUGGGUCUCUCCUCAGAGUCCUCCAACCAAGACCGCAGUUGCACCAGCACCCCCGUGGGCAACGAUAGUUCGCCAGCAGGACCAGGCUGUCAGGUCCCUGCCACCACUACCUCUGCUGACUCUCCUCCUUCUUCUCAAUCUGCACCUCCUCCUCUUCCACCUCCUCAUCCUGCGUUCCAGAGUCAGCCUCCAUCUCUCUCCUCGGCUCUUCUCCGGCCACCACUCCCCUCGCUCCCAUAUCUCCUCUCCCCAUCCUGUCUGUCAUACUCUCUGCUCAGCGCCUCUCUCGGAGCCACUAGGAGUGUUGUCAUGCCAACCAACACACCAGCUUUCAGCCCCAUCAUUCCUACUUCGUCUUCGGUUAAAAAUGACGUCCCUAUAGUGCAGGACGCUGCAGGUAACACCAUCUCUAUUCCGACGGCAACUGGGGCCAAGAAACGCUUCUGGAUCAUCGAGGACAUGUCACCCUUCGGCAAGCGCCGCAAGACCGCUUCGUCUCGCAAGAUGCUGGAUGAAGGCAUGAUGCUGGAAGGGUUCCGCCGCUACGACCUCUAUGAGGACUGCAAGGAUACGGCCUGUCAAUUCUCCCUGAAGGUAACCCACUAUCACUGCACGCGGGAGAACUGCGGCUACAAGUUCUGCGGCCGCACCCACAUGUACAAGCACGCCCAGCACCACGACCGUGUGGACAACCUGGUCCUGGAUGAUUUCAAGCGCUUCAAGUCUUCGUUGUGCUGCAACUUCCCCGAUUGCCAGUUCUCCGGCAACAGCACCCACUUCCACUGCCUGCGCUGCGGCUUCCGCUGCACGGACAGCACCAAGGUGACGGCGCACCGCAAGCACCACGGCAAGCAGGAUGUGAUCAGCGCCGCCGGAUUCUGCCAGUUCAGCUCCAGUGUGGACUGUGAGGUGGCUGACUGCAAGUACAAGCUCAAGUGUUCACAUUUCCACUGCACUUACCCAGAGUGCAAGCACACAGUGGUGGGCAUGUCACAGAUGGAUUCCCACAAGCGCAAGCAUGAGAAGCAAGAGAGGGGAGAGCUGCCUUCUGUCUCCCCCAACCAGGAAGGCAACCACCACCACCACCACCAUGCAGGCCUAGCCGUGCCUCCAAUGCCCAUGAAUAGGCCCCCAACCUCACCCGGCACACCGGGGCUGACCCACAACAACAUGGCCAUGUACCUCCCUUCGGCAGGGGCCGUCAGUGAGUACGAGCAUCCGGGCUCAGCAGUCAACCUUAACAGCUCUCUGAACCUGGGGACAGACACCAACAGCUCCUUGUUCUUUCUGAAAAACGCUGCUGGGUUGGGCCUCAGUGACUCCAUGGACCUGAGCAAAAAGAUGCACCGGGAGCCACUGUCCCUGGCCACCAGUUCUGGCCCUGCUGCUUCAAUGGGCCUGAGCCACCCUCAGGACGACACUACCGGCACAUCCUGCGACCCCGAAGAUGACCUGUCGGCUGAGGAAGAGCCGAUAGCUGAGGAGGAUGACGACGACGAUGAAGAGGAGGACAUGAAUACAGACUCGUAUGAAGAUUCCAUGCCAGAGCCAGAAGUAGACAAAGACAAUGGAGAGAGUUUUGAUGCUUCCAUGAACCACGCUGAGACUUCCCAACUGGAUAAAGAGGAGCCGGAGGCUGAGCCCUAAUCUAUGCUGUAGGAGAACUAUGAAUUCCCUGAACAAACACAAGUUUGAGUGGCCUCAUUUAUCAUGCUUAGAGACACAGCAGAUGACAAGAAAAUAACCAACUACAAGAAACGUGAAGGCCCAAAAUGAUUUAUUAUGAUGUUUACAAGAUGACCAACAUUAUUAAUUUAAUUAUGCAUUAAAAAAUGAACAGAGAAAUAGACAGACGAGGCCCUCUUUUACACA